AAUGUAUGGAGGGAGCAAACAAAAAUCAGGAUUUAGUCCUCAAAAUAUGCACAUUCAGGGUUCAUAUGCUAGAGGAGAGGCAUCUGAAUUAGAUAACGAUCCAAACUCAGUCUCAAUGAUUAAUGAACUACUUAUGUCAGAAGGUGAGUGGACAAGUGUUCCAGAAAUACUCAAACUAACAAUGACUGCUUUCUACAAAGUUCUCGGCUCUCAUUCUGAUACUCUUCAAGAAAUGGGUAAUGCUCUGAUUAUGAAAGCAAAUAAAGUUGAUCUGAAUAGUUUGCUCAAUACAAAGGUAAACCUUCAAGACUUCAAGCAGACAGUUGCUGACAUAAGUGAUGAUAUCGAGUCGAAAGCUAGUAUUCAUCAGGUCAAUAAAUUUAUCGAAUCUAAACUCAAUCCAGGUCUUAGUUCUCAUGGGUCCAAGCGAAGCCAGUCAGAAUAUGCUCAUCAAGUUGAAGAGAUACAAACUGAAGUGAGAGAGAUAUAUGAAGAAAUUAAGAAUAAACUGGCUGAAUUUGACAAGGCUUUAAGCAAGCAGAAAUCGCAACUUUCGAACAAAGCUGAUAUUGAUAACAUAAAUGAACUGUUAAACACUAAAGCUAAUAAAAUAACUGUUGCUGAAGCUUUGCAUCAAAAAGCAAAUAAAAAGGAAAUCGAGAAGAUCCUUGUUGACCAAAUAAAUCCAUCUGAUAUCGAUCGGAUUGUUGACCAGCUCAACGAAAAGGCCAAUAUAGCUGACCUGCACCAUCUCCAAGAUAUGAUAGAAGCCAAGACUGACAGAAAUGAUCUCAGAGAGAUGAUGAACACAUUGAGUUCUCCAGAUAAAGAGAAUGUGAACAAGUCAUUACUCAGCACACUUCAGAGGGAGAAAGAUCUUAAUACUGCUAAAAUCGAGAACCUUGAAUUAAAAAUGAAGUCUCACAUCCAAAAGAUAGAUAAUGAGCUCAAGACAGUUAUUGAUAACUUCACCUCUGGGUUGACAAAGAAAGCUGACUUCAGAGAUCUCGAAGGUAUUGGCAACAAUAUCUCCAACAAAGCUGAUAUAGAAAGCGUUGCUGAGAUGGUAGGCGACACCAAAGAUGCUGUCUUCGAGAAACUUAGGAAACUCAAAGAUGAAUUUGCCACUCAAAGAAAAGAUAUUUACGAAGAAAUAUAUGACCGGUUCAACAAACAUGAUGUUGCAAUUGAGAAAUACAAGAAGGAUCUCAAAUCUGUUAAAGACUCAAACAAAAAGAUUACUAAAGAGAAUACAUCAAUUCACUCUGAGGUUAAGGAAAUAAUCCAAUAUGAGGCAGAAGGGAUAUCUUCCAGAUUAAAAGAUGAGACAAGUAAAGCUAUCAAUGAGCUUCAUACAUUUAAGGCUAAAGUAGAUAAAGAAUUAGCAAAGAAAGCUAAAAAGUCUGAUUUGAAGGAGAUUAAAAAUGAUCUUGAACAGAUGCUGGAUUCUAAGGCGAAUGAAGUAGAGACUCAGAAAACUGUGAAUAACCUUAAUACUAAUCUUGUAAAUAGACUAAUGAAUACAAAAAUUGAGCUUCAGAAUAGUUUGACUCACCUUCAGGAUUCGCUCAAGACUGAACUUUCUCACAAGUGAAAUGUCGAUGAAGUAAACGAAAUGUUGAGCUGUAAAGUUGACACUCAUUAUUUCAAACAGUUGCUUGGUCAAAAAUCUGACAAGGGUGAUAUUGAGACAUUAAAGAGUAUCAUUGACAGAAUUAUCAGGGAAGUUGACAUGAAGAUUAAUUCAAAAGAACUUCAGCUUCAUAUAGACUCAACAAGAUCAUCUAUUGAAGAUAUGACUAAAGAAAUUUUUCAAAAGGCUCAAGCUAAGGAUUUGUUAAAACUUGAUGAAGAGAAAGCAAGCAGAGAAGAGAUGGGAAGAAUCUUCCAGAACAUUACCAGAGAUAUCCAAGAAAAAGUCUCAGCACAAGAUGUCAAAGCUUCUUUUGAUGAGCAAGCUCUUAUUAAUGAAGCUCUAUGCUCAGAGAACUGUCUUGGAAGAUGGGUUUGGAAAUCAGGAGAGCUGAAAGCUUCCUGAUUAAUUCCAUGGGAGGUCCAAUGAGUAAAUACCUGUCCUGAUAAUUUCAUAUGGGAAAAAUAGCACAAGCAUUAUCUGCAUUUCACCCGGACUUUAUGAACUGUGUAUGGGAAUAUUUUCUAAGAAGAAUCCUAAUGUUCAAGUUCAGGUAAAUGGUGAGGGUAUUUUUACUUUGUUUAAAGACUCUGAUACUAUCGAGAGACAUAAUUCAACAAAAAUCAAAGAUUUGGGCACUCAUUCUGCUGGAAAUAUAACUGGUCUCACUCACACAGAUUAUAUAUCUCUUCCUGAUAGAGCAAGAGUUUCGGUUAUCUUUGAUGGAAUUGCCAAAGCAGAAGGAUUUAUCAGUCUAAAGAAAUUAUAAUGUUGAAAAUAUAAUUCUAUUUCAAUUUC
Messenger RNA from Moneuplotes crassus, 2431 nucleotides. The record is from the annotation of a GenBank genome assembly. Lineage: Eukaryota; Ciliophora; Spirotrichea; Euplotida; Euplotidae.